CCUGAAGACGCGGUCGUCGCAUUGAAAGCCCGCGAUAUCCGCAGCAAAUAUGGCUCCGAAAUUACUUCUUUCAGCCCAUAUAACUUGUUUCAAUGCAGGAUAGCGGUGUAGCCGUGCCAUACCUUUGGCAUGAGCGAGGGCGCCCACAUAGCGUCAUGGCCAGGGGAUACCAGUAUUCAGAAGGAUUCUAGGCUCGGUUGUCUCCGAUCCGUAAGGUGCUACGUCAACUUAGGCGGAUCAGUACAGCGAUAGGCGCGCGCCUAGUAGAUUCGAAUAGAUAAUGCAAGUGGACGCUUUCUUUCCACGAACCACCAUCCUGCUGAACACCAAGGUUUGCGUAUAACGAGCGACGACCAUGGAUGCCCCGGACCCCGAGGAGCUGUUGCGUUAUAAAAUCGAUCAUUUCUUCACACCUCCAAAGCUGCCCCAGCAUUACGAUGGUUCUCACUAUAAAGACCGCGACCUCAUCGCUCAUGUCGCCUGCAGCGGCAGAGAGUUCAGGCGACAGCUUGCUGCACUAGGAAAUGUUGAGCCCAGCAUCCUGCAAUACUGGGACUGUGUCGUGCGCCUCCUCAACAACUUUAGCCGGGUUUGCUUGGGCGAAGGCGCUCCCAUGGACCCUAAGCUACUUGCUAAGACGGUCAACGAAAUGGCCGCCGGAGACGUCCUGACCUUGCACAUCGGCGCGCAAAAUGCCGGCGUCAUACUGCGCAAGGUCAACGGCCAGGAGCUGACGCUUGAAACUUUUUUCGCGUCACUCCCCGCCACCACAGUCACAGGGACCAAGGGAAAAGUCGUAGCGCAGUUCCCGUCCUCCCCUCGCCUUCCAUUUCCCGCGGACCCCGAGCUCAUAGCCGUCCUCUGCGGAUACCUGGCCGAAAUGCAUACGCUCGAGUUUCCGGACGCCCUUCCAAAGACAGAAAAGGCCGGGAACACCCAGGCCGAAUACCGCGAUUCGACGAACCCGUGGUAUAUCACCGACUUCGUCACCUCCGUUAUACGCAGCUUCUCUGCCGACAAACCCUGCGACACGCUUCCGCAUACCGACUACAUUGUCAAGCGUCUGGGAGACCAUGUGCUGUGGAAAAAUGCAGAACUGCCAUGGCGUCGAUCUCCUAUCCUGCUCGUUCUCAAAGUCGCUCUCCAGUCCACUCUUGCCGGCAUUCCAGCGCAGUACGGGUAUAAGGCCUUCAUGGUCUUCAUGCUCAGUCGCUUGACGUCGGAAGCGGCGGCGGGUGGCUCGAUAGCCGAUGAUGUUCUGCACGUCAUGGCCUCGAAGAUCGCUCAGCGCAUCUACAAGCUUCGAGCCGCUGUCUCCGCAGAUCGCUUUCCUAUCGACGUUGUUCUCCGCGAGAACGAGGCGACUGCGCGACUGCUGCAGGCGCAUUGGAAGGAGGUACAAGAAGAGGAGGCACAGCCGAUCGAUCUGUCCCCUCCGACGCCGGAGGAGAUAGCGGAGGCGAAGAUCCUCUCCGUCGAACACAGUCGCGCAUACCUCGACGAGGUCAUCGCCCGCGACGAGCGGUUGAGACAGACCGUGACGACCUUCGACGCCGCACACUUCGAGGCUGGGUUAAAGAAGUCAUCGCGGCGCAACGGAUGCUCGCCGCCUCGGGUCUUCUCGCCCGGCGACGAUCUGUGCGACGUGCUGGAGGCUCCCCACGACGUGUCCGAAUGGCUGGAGUCGGAUCGGCCGCUGGCGUGGAUGGAUGCGACGAAUCAUGAAGCGCGGCUUCCAGUAAUCAGAGACCUCAUGCAGUGCGGCCUGGACGUGCUUGGUCGUUUCAUGAAGUCAGGAGACGCCUCCGAUCCCGAGCUCUUCUCCCUUGCACUCCUCAACGUGCUUGACUUGUGGGUCCUCAUGGACAAGACAGCGGUCGACGAGAUCCCGCUGCUAGCGCAGUACGAGCCCGAGCUCACCGUCGAGCCUUUGGCGGCACUGCUGCUCCGCAGGAAGCGCUCCAUGGAGCGGCUUACCGCGAUCGAGCAGUACAUUCGCGGGAGGUCCGAUAACGCCUCUUCUGGCUCUGUCUACACGCUCGAUCCAAAUGCCUCCUGUGGGUCAGCUUUCGGCGCUCGCUACACCGCGGCAGACCCCGAGCUAUGUCGCCUUCGUCGUCGUCUCGAGGAAGCUGGCGAGAGGGCCAAACAGGCCAAAAGAAGCGAGCACGAGGAACUCGAGCGGAGAUGCUCGGAUCUCAAGUCUCAGGCGCGAUUACUGUCGCAUGCAUACUACGAGGAGACCAAUCGGUGGGGCGGGAGCUGGGAGGUUCAUGCUGGUUGGUGCACAAAGUGCUCGCUGGAGGAGCAGGCCGAUAACCUGAAGAUAACGGUAUUCGAGGAACCACUCCCUAGAGAUCCACAUCUUGCCAAUGCGUUCGUUUUCGAGAUGUCUGUUCCGCCUUGGUUUGCGCUGUGGCGUUCGAUGACGCUGCGACUGAUCAAGGAGACAGCGGGGGACUUGGAUGCUCCGGGGCGUGCGGCGAAUCAUACGCUCGCGGGGUACACAGGUCUACAAUCGUCUAUCUUCGGGGUCGACGUCGUCAAAUGCGAUCCUCAAGUCACUCUUGCAUCUGACAACAAGUCCUUUCUGAAAGCUCACUACAGCACGCGCCCUAUUCCCUGCACCGAGAGCGACAUCUUGAAGAAUCACGGUCCUCGGUGGUAUCUCUACGACCAAAGCAGCCAGGAGUACCUACCUCCAGUCUUGCCGCCGAUGGACCUGCGCGACCAUUGCACCCUGCCAUUCUCACCCGGUCCCUACACAUCGCUACGCUGGACCUUAUCCAGUACAACACACACGCCAAAUCAGGUCAUCGCGACGCAGUCCAAAUGCUUGCCCAGCUUGUCCCUUCACGAGUGGGAAGCUUUCGGUAAUCUGCGGUCCGGAGAACGCUUGCAAUGGCAUAACCUCGCCCUGCAACUCGAAGUCGCUACGCUGAAGCUCGGAGAACAUGCCGUGCAUAUAUUGAUGCGGCAGGCGGCGUUGCAGGUUGAGAGCGCGUCGUCAGACCGGUCUUUAGCUCGCAAGACCCAUGCGACGCUUACCGACGACUCGUUCGCUCUGCAACUUCUGAACAUCCUCCGUUGUCGCCUAGCGGUCGUUCAAGACAAUUGGGAAGAGGGUUGGGCGGCAUCCACGCUGUCCUUAGUUGCGCAUCGACUUUGCGAGUUGAUGUCACCCUCCGGCUCGGCUGUGCGCUCGCAGGUCUUGACCUUUCUGCGCGACGACCUACGACCUGUCUGUAUGAGAUGGAUGCGCGAGAUCAUGGCGGUGAUACGCAGCACGCCGCCAGACAGCGACAUCGAGACUCUGGAUGACCUUCGACAUCGCCUCAUACAAGCUGGCCUGGCAGCACGAGACACCUAUCGAGCGCUUGAUGACCCAUUUCACACCGCCCGCGCACUAUCUGAUUAUCUCGAAUGCUGUCUUGUCCUCCACCAGAACCUGCCGCUUCAGUUGUCGAAGCUUCCCAUCUCGCUCCGCAUCCUCGCCCAACAAGACGUGGAUCUGUCCGUCUGUUUUUCAAGCCCGCUUCUGGACGCUAUCACCAGCGGAAACGAUGGCAUAGACGACGCUAUACGGCACACAUGGCCUGCUUUUGCGAGGGACGCAGGCGCCGCAUGGACUCGUAUCCCCGAGUCUCAUUGGGUGACUUGUCGUACAUCAGCGAGCCAGCCAAGAACAGUGCAUUUCGACGUUUUGGGCGGUGCGAUCUUCGUCGACGGCGCAUCGUUCCAAGCACUUCCCUCGGAUAUCCUGGGCCACCCACUGUACCAAGAAGUCUUUCCGAGUCAGUAUCAGAUGCCGAUACUCCCUUCGUCGAUGGCGGGGAUGACGUACCAGUGUCAGUAUCAAAUCGACGGACACCAGGUUCAUUUCUGCACGAUCGGGCCCGACCUCAUCAUCAGAGCCCAAGAUCAGGACGGCCGCGUGGUCGAAUUCGUGCCGCGAAGCAAACUCAAGGGCGACAUACCGAAUCAAGUGCUCUUCAGCAGUAUAGCUCUGUACCGCACCGACAAAGUCAGCCUUGACUUCGUUCCAGUGGACAAGAGGCUGGGCUGGAAGCCUCUAGCACAGCCGACGUGGACCCUCCAUCGCGUCGCCACGUCUCCCGAACUGCUCUUGUGUGCACAACAGCGACAGAUCCUAUGUCCUCGCAGCAAGGUCGCCCUUCGACUCAGCCACGCAUUUCUUGCACUGGAAAAGACAAGCGUCAAUGUCGUUGUCGAGGCCUCAACUUCGGCAACAGCCAGGUUCUCGAGCGUGACUGCACACCUCCCGCGGUAUAGGUUGAUGUUUUCAUUUGAUGACUGUGGCGACCUCGCAUCAAAAGAGUUUCCCAAUUAUGUCGUCUCCACUUCGCAGGCCAUUGGGACGCUGUACGGUGUUGAGAAGCUGGUGCUGAAGCCGCGCGACCCUCGACUCGAGAAGCGAAUCCUUAUCCCAUCCGGCAAAAUACUAGUCCACGCGGAGUCUCGCCAUCCCCAUAUCAGCACUUCUCCGCCGACAGACCCCGUCAAGCACAUCGAUCUACACGUUUUGGACGUGGAUACAAUCGUCGGACAGGUCAAGACCGAUGGGAAUCUGGAUAGUUCGCUUAUCCUGGCGUACAUGCAUGCGCUAUCUUCUUCGCAUCUGCCGGAUCCACUGACUGGUGAACGGGGGACUGACCGGGCGUUAAGGAUGCUCGAAACAGCGUCGUCAUAUGCCUUUACCGACCUAUCCACCGCAGACGUCCUGGCGCUAUCGCAGAUCUUGUCGUUGACGCCUGUGCGACGAUACUACCCGGAGCAUCUGCAAGCGAUGGAAACAAUAUGUUGGGGUUUCGACAUUUCGCCCUUGUCGCAGAGCGAGCUCUUCGCGCCUCUUGUGGCCAGCAUCGUAGCCUUCGCAGCACGCAAAUCUGUAUUCGACAAGCAGUCAACAGAUGGGACUCAUUCUCUUGUCAAAUUUGACGGCGAAGACAGUCUUCGCAUACGAGCCUUUCAUCGAACUGCGCGACUUUCUCCUUACACCGAAGAUUCCUGGAAAAUGCGCGCCUUCGGCUCUCUUUGUAGGGACCUCCACGCCUUCUCUUGGCCCAGUCGAGCCUCGGAAUCAGAGAGUCACCUCCCAGCAGUACAAGACGUGUCGUCACGGAUGCGCACGUGGGAGUCGAGUAUCGCCGCCAUCCCCCAGCUUUGGAGCCACUUUGAGAAAUGGAGCGAGUUCACAUCUGUCGCGGAACCCCUUUCGCUAUCUCGGCCAUGUCUUCUCUCCGAUUAUUCUCAGCCCGCGCUCUGGUUCUCCUUAUACCGACACUGCCUCUCCAUGUCUGCUCAGACGACGCAGUAUUCGCUGAUGUUCAUCUUCGCCUUGGUGACUUACGAGAGUGCGCUAGACGACGCUCUCAUCGCCUCGCUCAUGUGUACUGCUGUGCACGCGGCGCGGAACUGGAAUGCUUUCACGGCAGCGGAUGCGGACCUUCCCCGCAACGCAUUCACCCUGAAGGAUGGUUGGGAGCUCGGUCAAGCAGAAAUGCAGACCUUGCUUGACACCGUACGCCAAUCAUUGGUACCAUUCGACCAAUCUAGCGAAUAUCACUCGUCACGGCUUGCCGGGGAGGUUGCUUGGGCCUACGAAGGACGGUGCUGGCGAGCGUACCAGGACCACUCGGACAGACAGCUUCAAGGCAUGGUCGAGCAUCUGCGUGGGCAGUGGCCGUGUGCGGAACCUCACUGGCCCUAUAACGCGACUUCGGAGUACCCAUUGUUGAAUAUCUCGCAGCUGCAGAAAGCUAUCGACACGCUGUUCCGCUCCAUGCACCAAAACCUUCAGCUGCACAAGCAUGCACUUGGCCUUCAACACAUCUUCGAUGCAAUUCCAAUCCAACAGACCCUCGGUGUUCAGCCUCUGCCUUCGCCUCAAUCAUACGAGACGCCACAGCCGCAACAUGAUAUCCCCGACCUCUGGACCGUCAUGUCCACUAGAACGGUGCCUCCUAAGGGAAUGAUGCCUAUUCGGGUUGGACGAUGGGUUGCGACCUCGCAGCAUGACAAACUCGCUCGUUCCCCGGUACAUGAACUCGUCGACAGACUCCCAGCCGAAAGCGGCUUUGCCGCGCAGUAUAAGCAGGAUUUGCGUGAUUGUACGCAUGCUAUGGACGGCGAGACACCAUCGGACAGCAAACCUCGCAUCGUCGUCCAGGAAAGUACAGCACCCGCUCUCUUUCCAGAAUCUAUCGGCGAUGCCUUGGGCCCGAGAUCCAGCUUCGAGCAGGCAUUGUUCUCGUGCGGGGUCUGGCCCAACGCGUGCGUCCGCAACUGUCUGUCGAACCUUAGCCUUCCCCGUCGAGGCAAGAUGUUGAACUCACCCUGGAUGCGCGGUCUGACGCUGCUCGCAUUAUCUCUCGUUCGGCUUCAAAGAGAGCAGCGACUUGACACGCAAGAUGGGGCCAACUUUGACAAGGAGUUGUCUACAAACGUCGGCGACGGAUUUGACGCAUUCGCGCAUCCGGACUGGCUUCUCAUACAGCUCGACAGCAACAUGACCAUACGCGCGGUGCAAGCCGAGAUAGCGCAGCGCAUGAUGAGCCCCCACAACCGAGUUAUGCAGCUCAAUAUGGGCGAAGGCAAGUCUUCGGUCAUCAUACCCAUCACGUCGACGGUUUGUGCGGAUGGAAAUAAUCUCGCUUGCGUCAUCGUCCUCAAGUCGCUGUGCUCCCAGAUGUUCCAGAUUCUCAGCCAGCGCAUCUCAGGAUUGGCCAAUCGUCGUCUCUAUUACCUGCCUUUCAGUCGCGACACCGAAAUCGACGGAGCCACCAUUCAGGCUAUCGGCGGCCUAUUCAAAGAGUGUGCUAGUAACGGUGGCAUCUUGCUCUGCCAACCGGAACAUCUGCUCUCCUUCCAGCUCAUGGGGAGUAGCAUGCUUUGCUCCGAUGGUAUGAGUGCCGACACCAGAUCGCUUCUGGAACUGCAGGACUGGGUGUCCGAGCACUCACGGUACCUCCUCGACGAGAGCGAUGAAAUCCUCAGCCACAGAUAUCAGCUCAUAUACACCGUCGGUAACCCAGGGCCACUUGAGGGUCACCCCGAGCGCUGGCUCGUCCUUCAGAAAGUCCUGAGCUUAGUGAACUCCAAUGUCACAGCUGUCAUGCUGGCUCAUCCAGACGGUGUCGAAAUCGAGCCAGGCUGCAGUGCCAUCCAACAGUUCGGACGCGUGCGCAUACUCACUGAUGCGGCUUGCGACCAUCUUUUCGAGUUGUGCUGUGCCGACAUCGUCCAUCGAAAUGCGAUACCUCUCCUGCCGUUCCGCAGCUACCCCAUCAGCAAAGUCGACGCCGUCCUGCAGUUCAUCUCCGCAAUGGACGCCAGCAGCGAGGUCGCCAAGGACCUGGAGGCCUACAGCGGUGAAUCGUAUCGUCACCUCUUACUCUUGCGCGGUCUCUUCGCCCACGGCAUCUUGAAGCUUGCCUUCAAAGAGAAGCGGUGGCGUGUGGACUAUGGACUCGACCUCAAGCGCUCAAGGCUGGCUGUUCCAUAUCGCGCGAAGGACUCGCCCGCCCUUCGGGCUGAAUUCGGGCAUCCGGAUGUCAUAUUGGUGCUUACUUCCUUGUCGUAUUAUUAUGGCGGUCUCAGCGAUAGCGAGCUCGACAUCGCCUUCGACCAUCUGCUCAGGACGGACAACCCCGCUCUGCGCUACGACGAUUGGACCAGGGGCCUUGAUUUACCACCCAAUCUUCAGACGCUCAGAGGCAUCAACCUCAAGGAUGCCAACCAACGCAUCAAUGUCGUCUACCCAGCUCUCCGCCGCGUCAAGUCGGUCGUCGAUUUCUACCUCGCCGAAUGCGUCUUUCCAAAGGAGGCCCGUCAGUUCGACCACAAGCUCACAACAAACCCAUGGGACAUCGCUCGCAAGAAGGGCCAGCCGACGACAGGAUUCAGCGGCACUAACGACAACAAGUACCUUCUUCCGACCUCCAUCGUCCAGGAGGAUAUGCAGUCGCAGCUGCACACCAAUGCUCUGGUCCUCGACUACGUCCUCCGACCGGAGAACCGUACGGUGAUCUGCAAAGACUGCGAUGCCAUCGGGAUCAUCGAAGAAGUCGUCCGUUGCGAGCCAUACGUCUCGGUCAUCCUCGACGUAGGCGCUCAGGUCUUGGAGUUUAAUAACGAGGAGAUGGCUAGGCGAUGGCUCGAGCGGAAUACGAGGGAGGGUGUUGAGGCUGUCGUCUACUUCGGCCCCAACGAUGAGCUGUGUGUGUUAACGCGAGAUGGGCGCGUCGAACAGCUGAAGCGAUCGUUCUAUCGUGAUCAGCUGGGCAAGACGCUGGUCUAUCUUGACGAGGCCCAUACGCGAGGCACGGACCUGAAGCUCCCAGACCGCACGCGCGCUUUGGUGACAUUGGGGCCCAAGCAGCCAAAGGACAAGUUGAUGCAGGGCUGCAUGCGAAUGCGCAAGCUCGGCUGCGCUGGCGGUCACUCAGUCCUCUUCCUAGCGUCCAGCGAGAUCGCAAGUCGCAUCCGGGAUUGCAUCAAAGAUAGCAGCAAGGAACUCGACUCCUCCGACGUUUUGGAAUGGACGAUGCACGAGACGAUCCGGCAGACUACGGAGAAUGGCGCGUUGUGGGUCAACCAAGGCUUGAACUUCGACGUUCGCCAGACGGCAUGGGAGGCGUUCAAUGACGGAAGGCUGAACGAGGAUGAGUUGAUCAGCGUGCUACUAGAACGCGAGGCGCACCCAUUGAAGGACCUCUAUGGCCCUCGCGAUACCACGGAGGAAUCUGACGACGCGGGACGAUCCGAGCGCCAGCGCGAGAUCUUCCAGCGAUGUGAGAGGUUCGGGUUUGCCGUAUCGCGCAGCAGCCGUCUGCUAGAGGAGCAAGAGCGCGAACUGGCGCACGAGAAAGAAUCGGAGCGGGAGGUCGAAGGGGCACCGCCCGCAAAGGCAAAGCCGCACGCUGUAUCUUCAGCCCUUAAGACCCUCGUUCAGACCGGCUCGACGAGUCUUGCAUCGUUCUACACUCUGUACGAUUGUCUUGAUUUCACCUCCGUCCAGAGCGAGGUCGGGGCUGCGUCGACGGCCUUCUUCCGAGGGCGGAACAUUCUCGCGACCGUCGACUUCAAGGAGACGAUUGAAAUUGCACCCCGAGCGCAGCACGAGAAGGAUGGCUUCAUACGUCCCGUGCAGUGGAUCGUGACCACAAACGCAUUCCCCGACGUGCUUCUGCUCAUCAGUCCCUUCGAGGCCGACAAGAUCAUCACCGGCAUCCGUAGAUCCCCCACCGUCCGAUUGCACGUGUAUUCGCCGCGCGUCUCGCGCAACAUGCGCGCAUUCGACGACCUGAAGUUCCUCAUCACGCCGUCGGCGGCGGCUGCCUCCUUCCUCCCUCCGGCGAGCAUAACCAUCCACGAACUCAAUCUCUUUGCCGGAAACCUCUUCCUGAGGGAUAAGGAUGCUUUCCAGCAGGUGUGCCAGCUGCUCGGGCUUCACCUUGGCGAGAUCCCGGACGCACUGAAGGGCAAGGUCGGCGUGGAUGGGUUCGUGUCGCAGCAGGACGAUCGUGACGCGCUGGGUAUCGUGGCUUGUCUCUUCGAGAAGAGCCCGAGCGCGGUGCUUCGAGCGCUCUUGGACUUGCGUCGCAAGGGACAGGGCUUCCUCCUCACGCACAUCGGGCAGAUGUUGUAUGGCAAUGAGAUUGGUAGUGACGAGUUCUAGAUGGACGGAAGGGUGGUGAGUUCAAGCUCGUCGAGGUGGCUUUCAAAUUCAUUGACUAUAGUGGAACAGCUCCUUGGGCAUGUACAAGCGAGAUCUUUGGGAUUGGAUAGCGAUGCUUAGGCGGAUGAACAGUAUGUGAUACUUGCAGUGUGAAUUGGACUUGAUACGGACGUUAUGAACUGGGAGUUUCCACUUGAUAUAUAGAAUGCGAACAUAUUCC
This is a messenger RNA of Schizophyllum commune H4-8, 9920 nucleotides long. RefSeq lists its product as uncharacterized. The record is from RefSeq and is a predicted model, not a curated record. NCBI's taxonomy places the organism in Eukaryota, Fungi, Basidiomycota, Agaricomycetes, Agaricales, Schizophyllaceae. Bases 356 to 9700 code for a protein of 3114 amino acids. The transcript has 9 exons.